This is a messenger RNA of Yamadazyma tenuis ATCC 10573, 5331 nucleotides long. RefSeq lists its product as uncharacterized. NCBI's taxonomy places the organism in Eukaryota, Fungi, Ascomycota, Pichiomycetes, Serinales, Debaryomycetaceae. Gene Ontology annotation, cellular component: chromatin; nucleus. Gene Ontology annotation, molecular function: DNA binding; histone H3K4me/H3K4me2/H3K4me3 demethylase activity. Gene Ontology annotation, biological process: chromatin remodeling; regulation of DNA-templated transcription. The record is from RefSeq and is a predicted model, not a curated record.
AUGAUUCAGGCUGAAGUACCAUCAACUUCACCCUCAACUGCGCCUGAAAAGGCUCCGUCACCAAUCGAUUUGUACGAGCUCUACGCGACUGUGACCGAGCUAGGUGGUUUCUCCGAACUCAGCGAAUCGCAAUGGAACUCUCUUUCGAUCCGGUUUAAUGACCGGCCAGUCAAGUCUAUCUAUUCCACCUACUUGUUAAAAUUUGAAGCCAGCCAGAUGGACUCGCUUGAAAUGAAUAAUACCGGCAAAAGAAUGCUCCACUCUGUCUGUGGUUCCUACAAGCGCUUUAAGCGGUCGGUGAAAGUCAAAUCCCAAAAAGGGUUUCUUCUAGAAUCUCCAGUUCUGGUGGAAAUUCUGCAGAAUUCACUUUCCCCAUGCUCGCAGUUGAACUUCCACAUCAAAAGCGUAUUGGACAACCUGAUAAAUAUCGACGACACUGCCCGUGGUGUCUCUGGUUCAACAUUGGAACUGGUGAUAGCAGAGGACGCCGAGUUCCAAAAUUUCGUUACUGGAGGUUCCCAAAUCUCCCUAGAGGCCCUUGAAUCCCAAUACUGGUCUACUAUACCUGACUUCAACCAACACUCACUCAACCCCAUACGAGUCCCUUUGCGGAAAAGCGGGUUGGGAUCCAAUAUAAACGAUUCCUUAUCCAACCUGACCCAGUUUGAAGCUGAUUCAAUGAGCCCUUGGAGCUUGUGCAAUGUUUCUGUAUUACCCAAUUCCUUAUUGAGCGCACUUCACGAAAACGACUUGAACUCCAGAAUAACAGACCCAACAGUGGUUGUGGGAAUGACGUUUUCCACAGAUCCCUGGCGCUGUGAAGAUCACUUUACCCUCCGAAUCAACCAUCAACUUACCGGGUUCAAGAAAUGGUACAUUGUGCCUGAGCUGGAUUUCGAGAAGUUUGAGAACUACUUGGAGUCUGUCAGAAAAGAGCAAGCAGUUCCCACUACAGACGAAUGUUUGAAGUAUUUCGAUGAUACGAAUGAGAAUAAACGUAUCAAGUUCGAAGCGUUGAAACAAUCCUUGUACAGCUCAGACGCUGACGAUAUCAGAUUGAAGCAUUCCAACCGAGUAUUCCAACAGUUAAUUGAGCACAAAACCUCCAAACCCCCAGUUUUGGAUCUGUUCAUUUCCCCUUCGAAAUUGACAGAGCUUGGUAUCACUUUCCACACAGUGCUCCAGAAACCAGGAGAUUAUAUCAUCACCUAUCCCAAAACUUAUGCCUUCAACGUAUCUUUAGGUCUCAGUAUAAGUGAGGAAACCAACUUUGCGUCCGCACUUUGGCUCGAUUAUGCCAUUGAAGGAGAAAAGUGGUUACUUCAGCAUCAGAUUUUGCCCAGUUUCUCAACCUUCAGAUUGCUUGUUAACUUGCUCCUGAGCUUCGACCUGAAUACCGUUUCUUCCUCCAAAUUAUGCUUAAAUUCUUCUGUGCACAGUGGUGUGUCUCUGUUGUAUAACAAGCUAUAUGAGGAAGAACUCGAGCUCAGAAACGAACUUCGGAACCAGAUUGCCAUAAGAGAGACUACAAUCGACGAAAAAUCGCUUAAUGAUACCACCUACAUAUCGGACGACACAUUGGCUAAUGUGUUUCCUUCCAAAGUUGUCCUUUUGGAUGUGCACACAAACCAAAGGUUGAAUAUAUCUAUAAAAAGCUUCUUGGAGUACUUGGAUAUCAACAAAGCAGAAGAGCACCUCGAUUCCAAGACUAUCCCCGACCUUAACGAUGGGUCAAUAAGGGCCGAAUUACACUUGUUUGUUUCCGAUGAAAAGUUAAGGCUGUUCAGCAGAAUCUUGUCCAACUAUUCUGAUGAUUAUAAUGGGUGGAUGUCGCAAUAUAAAGAGGUGAUGGAAGAAAACUUUUCCAUGCCUUUGAAGAACUACAAGGCUUUGCUUGUAGAUGGGGAAAAGAUACUCAUCAAUCUUAGUGUUGCUCAGCAUUACAAUAGGCUAAUCGGUGAAAAAGAAUCCAUCAUGGUUACUUCUUUCAAGCACCAGUUGGCGUCCUUGAAAGCUUUUAUAAACGAGGCCAAUAAGUUUGUUGAAGACUGCCAGGCCAUUAUAUCAAUCAAACAUCAGCAGAGAAUAAGAAAUGCUGGUGAUGAUGAACAGGUGUUGUCGGACGCCAAUGAAAUAAUUCCCCAGAUGAUUAAGUUAAUCUCCCAAAUCCCUUCGUUAAACUUUGACUGUGUGGAAGUUGACCAAAUUAUCGAGUUCAAGAAUGAAAUUGAAAACUUCGAAAGAAGCACUCGGUUGUUGAUAUCCAAAGAAAACCCCUCCCUCAGAGAGUUCAAUGAUUUGAUCAAUUUCGGCAAGUCUUUUGGGAUCAGAUUAAGCUCGCUUGAGUUCAUCAUGAGGAUAAGGGAUAGAAUGAAGUGGAUGGCGACUUUUGAUAUCAUUGUGUCUGGUGGUGAGCCUCUCAAAGACAAAAAGAGACUUUUUACCCUAAAGGACUUGGAACAAUUCUAUCAGCAAGGUUUAGAGCUUCUUGGCUCGAAAGAUGUUGACAAGAUUCUGAUCAUUGAAAAAACCAUCAAAAACAGCCAUUCUAUUACCAAGCGAAUGGAACACAGUUUAGCCCUCGAGGAGCUCAAUAUAUCCUCUAUCAAAGAUGUGGAUAACUUAAUCGAUGAGAUCGAUGAAAAGCUCAAAUUACCUAAUGAAAAUCGGAUUUUUAUUGAUAUCAACAGGUUCGAUGAACUCUUGGACUUCAAGGCAUCCUUGGAAACUUUACAACGGUUGUAUGAAUUCAACAAUCAUCUUCGAACUGGUGAAAAGGAGUACCUGUUUGAAGAAGCAAAAAAGCUUCAGCAAGAAUUAAAGGAGACCAAGCUUCCUAUCAGCCCCAAAGACUGGAAAUUGAUCGAUGAACCUAUCGAGGCCACAGAAAAAUUCCUUGAAACUUACACCAAGCUACUCAAGAACUUGAAUUUGGUGACAACCACCAGUAUUGACAUGCAAAAUGCUGAUACCAAAGGAGCUGUUUCGGUUGAGCUCAUCAAGUUGUUACAGAAGUUUAUGGGAAAAUGCCAUAUAAGCUUCUCUACCGAAGAUGACACUUACCCCAACUCCACUACGUUUUUGUUUCUUCAUGACAAUGAUGAUAUCAACAUGCACCAAAUCUACUGUGUUUGUCGGGAAUACGAAUUCGGAACAAUGAUCGAGUGUGAUAAGUGUAAAGAAUGGUACCAUGAUUCAUGUAUAAAAGACGUUAACGAUUCCAACACCAUCACCGUCGAGGAAGAGGAAAAGACGGAAGACACAAAGAAAUCUAAGAGUGGUGAGAAGGCUAAGAAGAAGAGAGAAUCCAAGAAACUCAAAAAAGAAGAGGUAAAGGUCGAAGAAAACGAGCUUGAUGAUGACGAAGUUUUCAUUUGUCCGGUGUGUGAAUUGGUAUCCUCAGGUAAGAACGAAGACAAUCAUAUGUCUCAGCAAAUGUCCCUGUUGGACUUGAUAAAGUUCACAGAAGAUAUGAAGAGACUUCAAAUCCACCCCACUCAAGAGUACCUCAAGUUGGUGGAGUUGAAUAACAUCGUACAAAAGGCAGGAAUCCUAUAUACCCAUCAGGUUACUAGGAUCAAACAGCUGGACCUCUCCAUUGACGAGACACUUGGCCAGUUAUACUUCAUAUUUCGGAAAGUUUAUGGAGCUGCUAUUCUUCUUGAGGACUUGUACUACGAGUUGCUAACCUCCAUCAGAAAGUACGAGUCAAUAAAAAGUUUAAAACAAAGGGUUGAAGAGUAUCAACGUUGGAACAAAACACAGGCCCAAUCUCCUCCGUCAGCCGUUCCUCAGUCACCACCCACUGGUGCAAAACGUUCCCCUGAUAGACCGGUGAAGUCAAAGGAAAGUCCACAGAACCACAUCAGCUACUCUCCAAUAGAUGCUCUAGUUGAAGCAGCUAAUGAUCUUGAUGAAACUGAGACCGUGGAUGUUUCUACAGACUUCAACGAGAGUGCUAGUGAUCUAGAAAAGUUGAGCAAACCCCUGGAAGCUGCUUGGUCGCGUGUUACGGAAGCUGUGGUGCCUGAAACCAACGUGACAGAUCUUGAUAGAGGCGAUAAGGAAAUUCCCGAAACUGAUAGAAGCCAAGUGGACGUUGUUCUUCCAGAUAGCGAGCAUGACCAAGAUUUUACAAUAGAGAACCAGGCUUCUUUGGUUGCAAAACAAGAGUUGACUGUCCCCAACCAGGUAAUUGCUUUGGAAAAUGAAACUAAAGAACACCCUCAAGACUUUGACACCAAUAUUGUUAUAAAUAAUGGUGUAUCACACCCAAAUUCGGCGGCCGAAGGUGAACCACAUUUAGAGCAGGAAGUUGUCAAGGAUUCACAAUUGUCCACGCCUUUAGAUGAUUCUGAACUUGAGCAAGUGCAGCUUUUGAUGGAUUUUACCCAACAACUUCACCCUGAAACUACUCGUGUAGGGCAGUCUCAAGACUACACACAAAUGACUGAAGUUUCACAAAAAAGAGAAGAAGUACCACAGCAUGUUGAAUUACCGCAAAUUUCGACAGAAGAGGUUGCCAAAGACCCACCUGUCUCGGUUAGGGAGGCAAUUGCUCUUGAAGAGCCAGCUCCAGUUGAAGAGCCAGCUUCAGUUGAACAACCAGCGCCAAUAGAAGAACCAGUUACUCUUGAAGAGCCUGCUCCAGUUGAAGAGCCUGCUCCAGUUGAAGAGCCUGCUCCAGUUGAAGAAUCGGCUCCAGUUGAAGAACUUGGGCUUUCAGGGUCUCUGACGAUUCUGUUUUAUCCUUACUCCAAAGUCGACUCUGAAAAGCCUCAUGUAGCAUUGCCUGCUGCUGUUCGCUCACCAUCAUAUUCAGUUCUUGGCUUGUUACCGAUUCAGGAAGCACUUCACACUUCACCAGAGACCCAACCGAGGACCUACACACCCGAUACUCCAAUUGAACCACCUUUGGAAGAAUCGGCUACUAAUACUGAGAGGACUGAAGAUAUUACAGCUACAGUACAACAAACUAGUUUACCAGAACCUGCAACCCUUGCUCUUCCACUUGAAUCUGGUCAAAAUGAUGCUGACUAUAUAAUGCCCGAUUCUGAUCCAGCUUCCAAACCAAGCUCUCAAGUUCCAAGUUUCUCAGUCUCAAACCAUGUUGAAGUAACUAAAGAAGUAGCUCUUCCCGGUAAGACUUCACCUCAAGAAAAUCAUGUUGCUGUUAUACCACCUGAAGUUCACGGACCUGAUAUUUUGCAACCAGAAACAAAUGAAGCCAAUGGUAACACCUACCAGUCUGAAGCUAACGGUUCACCGCUUGUGAAACUGAAAACCAACUUAACAUUUGAAAACAAUAAUCCCUACGAAAAUAAAGGGUAA